CGUUUUCCGUUUCUAGGACGAUUCAGUUGGCGGCUGAAAAGCGGCAAAUUACAAAUGUCGAUGAGAAACAAAGUGUGUGGUGAAAGUUAACGCUGUCCUGGUUAGAAACGGCGAACCAUGGAGGAACUAUUCAGCAAAGUCUUACAAGUUCAUGUGCGGUGCCGAGACUGUGAAGAAAGGAAAGCAAAUGUCCGCGUCACCAUUGAGCUUCAGUUGACAACAAGUCCCGUACAUAAAAGGGAUCUUCUGGUGAGAUUAACUGAUGAUGUAGAUCCAUAUUUUCUCUUCAACCUGUCUAUAUCAGAAGAAGAUUUCCAAAGUUUAAAAAUGCAGCAGGGCCUGCUGAUAGACUUUGCAUCAUUUCCUCAGAAGUUUAUUGACCUGCUGAACCUGUGCUGCUUAGAGCAGGAGUCAGACAAUCCAAGGUUUUUACUGCAGUUAACAUGCCAGUCUUCCCUGCUGGAAGGUCCUGUCAGCUUCAGUGUUGUAGAGACAAAUGCAUUCAAGCACCUGAACCACUUGAGUUUACGGCUGGUCCAAGGCUCUGACAAAGAGAUUAAAGACUACCUGGCAACGUGUCUUUCUACUCUGAAGGCAGAAAAGCAGGCCGUCGACAUGAAGCUGAAGAAGAUUGAAGAUGAUCUGAGCCGACAGCUGAGUUAUGCCCAACAGACUCUAUCAGAGAAGACUAAAGAGUUGGACAAACUGCGUUCAGAGUGGACAAAUCAGAGCAGUUCUUUGUCCAGCCGGCACUGUCAGGAGUUACAGCUGGAGAGGGAGAAAGUUUUAGAGUUACAAAGCAGGUUUCAAAAUGAGACUGAGCACCUGCGUCAGGAGCUGGAGAGCACUCAUCAGAAAAGCAGCCAGCAACUGCAGAGCAGAGUCACAGAGCUGGAGGGCUCCUGCAGGGAGCUGACAGAGAAGAAAUACAAAAAUGAGUCUGUCAUCCGAGACCUGAAGAUUAAACUAGUGGGUUCAGAGGAGGAAUGUCAGCGUUUGAAGCAGCAGGUUCUCAGUUUGCGGAGGGAGAACAGCACUCUGGAUACAGAGGUCCAUGAAAAGGAGCGUUUAGUGAGCCAGCUGCAGAUGAGAGUAGCCGUUCUGGAGCAGGAAAGCAAAGAUAAGGAACUGUUGAUGCGCCGCACAAAAGAGGUGUUGGAAGCAACUCAGCAGCAAAAGGAAUCAGUGGAGGAGAAUGCAGAAAGUAAAGAAGUUCAGUUAAGAAAACUUGAAGCAACAGUGAAAUCAUUGUCAGAUGAGCUGAUAAAGGCUAACGGUAUCAUCAAGAAGCUUCAAGGAGAGGUUCGAGGCCUUGUUGGAAAAAUAAAAGUCAAAAACACUGUAACUGUGUCCCAGGAGAAAGUUCUUCAGGACACAUCAGACAAACUUCAGAGCGUUGAAAAGGAUCUACAGAGUGCUCAGCUGCAGCUCAGUACCAAGGAUGAGCAGAUUUCAAAACUAAAGGAGCAGCUUGAGAUAACGAUGCAGAAGCUAAAUGAAAGCAGAGAGGUGUUAAAAACAAAUGAGAACGUUAUAAGUUGGCUUAACAAGCAGCUAAAUGAAAACCAGCUGUCCACAAAGACACAGUUUCCUGAGCCUCUGGAGAAUCCUUCAGUUCUCUCCACAGCACCAGGACUGAGGGUAUGGCCUGUUUCUGCACAGUUUUAUCCUCAGACAGGCAGAACGACUGCAUCCUCUGUGACGUUCAGUCCUGCUGAGCCGACAGCCGUCACACAGCCAGACUCUGCUGGCCUGGAUCCUAAGUACUUUGGCAAGAAGGAUGUUAGCAUCCCGCUCUACACUCUAUCAUCCAAUCUGCCUCACAGAGAGUUACCGCAGCGUACAAAACCCUCCAUAGCCUCAGCGUACUUUUCUGCAUGAAAGUGAAGCUGCUGGUUCCAGUGAUCCACAACAUGAUGUUUUAAGUUCCACAUUAGGAGGAAACCUUAACCACUUGUGUCAUGCUCUCAGCUCUUGUAUAAAACUUUUAAAGAAUAUAUGUUAAAUAAAAUGGAUUUUAAAUUUC
Molecule: messenger RNA, 2026 nt
Organism: Melanotaenia boesemani (Boeseman's rainbowfish)
Lineage: Eukaryota; Metazoa; Chordata; Actinopteri; Atheriniformes; Melanotaeniidae
Gene: sass6
Product: SAS-6 centriolar assembly protein
Exons: 16
Coding region: 118-1881 (587 amino acids)
Biological process (GO): centriole replication
Cellular component (GO): centriole; centrosome
Source: RefSeq, a predicted model, not a curated record